Molecule: messenger RNA, 2021 nt
Organism: Magallana angulata
Lineage: Eukaryota; Metazoa; Mollusca; Bivalvia; Ostreida; Ostreidae
Exons: 4
Coding region: 254-1321 (355 amino acids)
Source: RefSeq, a predicted model, not a curated record
CACUUGUUUUCCAGUCUUAAUCAGAUGUAGAUAAAAAAGAAUCAACAAACAUAACCAUAAGUUGUUUACAAGUUGACGUCGGUGAUAAUAAACAAGGCUUCGGACAAUUUCCUUCAUUUUGAAUCAGCAAUGAGAUACCCUGCGUUCGUUGGCGACUAAGUGAUACAAUUUUGCCAGAAUUAUUUUUGAAUUGAAUUUCUGUUUGAGUUGUUUGCGAUUCUUUGCGAUUUUUUAAGAUUAUUUUUUUGAAAAAAUGAACCGAUUACAAUACGCUGUGGUGACUUUGUCUGUGUGGUUGUUUGUGGUUUCUGCGGUGCCUCUCGGAAUUUUACCGGAUGUUCAACACGCCGCACCAAGCCCUGGUCGUCUGGCGGGCGUUGUAUCCAGCCCUGACCCCGCCUCCCUCUACAAGUGGCUCCUACAACUCUUCAGUCAGAAGUCCUUCAUCAACUGGCUGGGGCGGACCCGUGGAAUCAACUUUCAGCCCGGAGUCAGACCAAACAGCGGUGGUACCAGCGACUUAUUUAAUGGGGGAACCGGUGACCCCUUUGCCACGGGGAGACUUGAGGAAGGUGACCCUCAAGCUGUGGACCCAGACUUGGACAUCGUCCGAGACUACAGCCCAAAGGCCUCCCCUAAGUCUAUGACGACCGCACCCCCUACCGUACAGAGAGACUUCCAGGCGGACAACAUCAUCAUCCCCCAAACAGUUCAGCCCCAAAACGAUUUGGGGCUAAACAUUCCGGUCCUUUCACUCCAAGAGACCGGGGGUCUGGCUGACGAUUCCACCCGCAACCCUUCUCCUGCAACCCUACCCAAUGAUCUGGUGAUUAUCCGCGAUCAGCAGAAUGAAGAGUCGGUUGGGCAUGCGCAAACAAGCACAGUGUUGUCUGGCGUUUUUGUGCACUCACGGCUAUCAGAGACAAAUUUCGCAACUCGGCCUUCAGGUGUGGAUGUUCAAACUGUGAACAACUCCCCUUUGCAAGUGGUUACAUCCAGGAAUCUUGAAGAUUUGCAAGUUGAACGGGACGAAGAGUCGCCAAAUCUUGUUCAGGUGAUUCCUACCGAUAUAGUCGAAACAACACGCAAUGUUACGUCGGGAAGUGAUGACGUCAGCAACCUUCCUGUGGCGCGAGAUCGAGAAGAGGGUUCUACCUCCCAGACUCUACCGCCGGACCUUGUUGUCAUCCGGGACAGUGUGGAGGACGAGGACAGUAGCCACAUCGUCACAACGCGAGUCACGAACUCUCCGUCACAACUCUCCACAAAACAGAUCGGGAACGGGAUCCUAAUACUACUUCCGGGUGACGGGGGAAAGUGAGCAGAGCGCGUUGGGUACAGACAUUCCCAAAACAUAUAACAUUGUCUCAGGAACCCUUUUUCGGUUAAGUAUAUCGAAAACAAAGAAAACAUGAGCGAAGAAGAGGUCAUUAUUUCAACAGUGACUAAAGAUAGAUAAUAAGAGUGCAAAAAUAUUCACAAGGAAAAUGCACACAGAAAUGAAACGUGUUCGAUUUAGAAAAGCAUACCAAACUUUCUGCGUGUCCCUUUAACGCUAUCCACUGCACCAUCACAAAUUCCAUUGUACGUGUAUCAUACAUUGUACAUAAGACUAUUUAAGAUUGAAAAAAAACAUGUCGUAUGCCACACGUAGCAUGUAAACAGAGUGUACCUGUGUAAAUAACAUUGAUAAUGUUUUGAAUUAUCAAGUGUUUACAUCAAUGUUUAGAAAAAAUGAUUUCUUCCACUUCAGUCAUUCGAUAAUUUUAAGGACGGGGAAGUAGUUGUCUUGUAGUUGCACAUGUGUAAAUAACAUUUCCAUUUUAUAUGGUACAUUUAUAAUAUAUUUUAAUAUCUAAUUAUCAAAUUUGUACAUAAGUGACUGUGUUCUUUUUGAAAAGUGCCAAAUUGUAAUUCAGUGUAUAUAAUAUGAAUAUAUUUAUAUAUUACCUAGUUUGUAGUUCCACUCUAUUUAUGUAUAAAUGUAAAAGAGUGAAAAUAAACCGAAUAAUUGCAGCAAA